AAGCAGAGGUGAAAACAUGUCGUAUCUGGGUGGAGUUAACCACGUUUAUAGCCGGCAUUUAAACUACCUCUGACUAGGGACCCAGCAGCUUCCCUAGAAACAGUGGUUGCAGUAAGGAAGAAACCCUGAACCCUUAAGAAGCAGUGACUGAAGAGGAAGUUAAGAAGCAACUGGAAGGAACAAACCUAUUUCAUAACAAGUUCAAGUUUGAAUUAAAUGGCUGAUAAACAGAUCAGUUUACCUGCCAAGCUGAUCAAUGGAGGGAUAGCUGGGCUCAUCGGCGUCACCUGUGUAUUUCCCAUUGACUUGGCGAAGACGCGCUUGCAGAACCAGCAGAAUGGGCAGCGGAUGUACAGCAGCAUGUCUGACUGCCUCAUUAAAACAAUCCGGUCAGAGGGCUACUUUGGCAUGUAUAGGGGGGCUGCAGUGAACCUGACCCUAGUGACGCCAGAAAAGGCCAUCAAACUGGCAGCCAAUGACUUCUUCCGGCAUCACCUCUCCAAAGACGGGAAAAAGCUGACGCUGCUGCGGGAGAUGCUGGCGGGCUGCGGAGCUGGCACCUGUCAGGUGAUUGUCACCACCCCCAUGGAGAUGCUCAAAAUCCAACUGCAGGACGCAGGGCGAAUCGCGGCACAGAAGAAGCUGAUGGCGGCGCAGCUCUCGGCCACGGCGGGCGCAGCGGAGCCCGUGGUGGAAGCGCGCACCACCGCCACGCAGAUAACCAGGGAGCUGCUGCGGAGCAAAGGCAUCGCGGGGCUCUACAAGGGCCUGGGAGCCACGCUGCUCAGAGAUGUCCCAUUUUCCAUUGUUUACUUCCCGCUGUUUGCAAACCUGAACAAGCUGGGCCAGAAGGACCCUGACGUCAAGGCCCCGUUCUACGUGUCCUUCCUCUCGGGCUGCGUGGCUGGCAGCACGGCGGCCGUGGCCGUGAACCCGUGCGACGUGAUCAAGACGCGGCUGCAGUCCUUGCAGCGAGGCGUAAAUGAGGACACGUACUCGGGAAUCCUGGACUGCACCAAGAAGAUCUGGCAGAAGGAAGGGCCCUCGGCCUUCUUCAAAGGGGCCUACUGCCGAGCCCUGGUCAUCGCCCCCCUCUUCGGCAUCGCGCAGGUCGUCUACUUCAUCGGCAUCGCGGAGUUCCUCCUGGACCUGCUCCCGAAGCACCGGGCCUAGCCCCGGGCGCCUGCGUGCGCCCGCCCGCCUGCUGCCACGCCGAGUCCGCCCCCGUGUCCGUCACCCGUGUCGAUUGGUGUCAGAGCAACAGCACAAAGGGUUUGCGCGGGAACGCCGAGGGGACGUGGUCUCCAGACGAGCCAAGGCGGGAAGGGAGAGAGUCCCUUCUCCGUCCCCAGCUGGAGCCAGCCCCCUCCGGCUCCUCCCAAGGACAAUACCUAGUUAUACAUAUCUCUUUUUUUUU
Nothoprocta perdicaria is the source of this 1417-nucleotide messenger RNA. RefSeq names its product solute carrier family 25 member 22 (gene SLC25A22). The transcript has 10 exons. The coding region runs from base 217 to 1173 and encodes 318 amino acids. Gene Ontology annotation, molecular function: L-glutamate transmembrane transporter activity; L-aspartate transmembrane transporter activity. Lineage: Eukaryota; Metazoa; Chordata; Aves; Tinamiformes; Tinamidae. Gene Ontology annotation, biological process: L-glutamate transmembrane transport; aspartate transmembrane transport; malate-aspartate shuttle. The record is from RefSeq and is a predicted model, not a curated record.